CAACCAGAGGCAGCUAUGGCAUCUAACAGCCUUUUCAGCACAGUGACACCAUGUCAACAAAACUUCUUCUGGGAUCCCAGCGCCAGUCGGAGGUUCAGUCCGCCGUCAAAUAGCCUCCAGCCGGUCCCGGGGAAGAUGAACGAUGUGAGCUCCCCAACGGGGCAGCCGGACGCAGCCGCGGUGCCAAGACUGCGUCCCCACGAAAACCGCAGCAUGGCCGAGAUCAUAGCCGACCACCCGGCCGAGCUGGUCCGGACCGACAGCCCCAACUUUCUCUGCUCGGUCCUGCCCUCCCACUGGCGGUGCAACAAGACGCUGCCUGUCGCCUUUAAGGUGGUUGCCCUGGGAGACGUAACUGAUGGGACCGUUGUCACAGUAAUGGCGGGCAACGACGAGAACUACUCCGCCGAGCUGCGGAACGCCUCAGGUGUGAUGAAGAACCAAGUAGCGCGCUUCAACGACCUUCGCUUUGUGGGCCGCAGUGGCAGAGGCAAGAGCUUCACGCUGACAAUCACGGUAUUCACCAACCCGCCACAAGUGGCCACUUACCAUCGAGCCAUAAAGGUCACCGUGGACGGACCACGUGAGCCCAGGAGACAUCGUCAGAAACUUGAGGACCCUCCCAAGACUGGUCUCUUCUCAGACCGCCUUAGUGAGCUCGAGAGGAUGAGGGUGAGGGUGGCCAUUCCCUCUCAAGGCCCCCGGCCAGCUCUAAACACAGGGCCCAACUCCUUCAACCCACAGGGACAGACUCAGAUUACAGACCCUCGUCAGUCCCAGUCCUCUCCUCCCUGGUCGUAUGAGCAGACGUACCCGUCCUACCUGAGUCCCAUGGCGUCCCCCUCAGUCCACUCCACCACUCCCCUCUCCUCCAGCCGAGGCACGGGCCUGCCUGCCAUCAGUGACGUGCCCAGACGAUUGCCAGGUUCUUCUGACCUGAGCCCGUUCCCCGGGCAGUUUGAGCGUCAGUUCCCAGGCCUCUCCUCCCUCACAGAGAGUCGUUUCACGAGCCCUCGGAUGCACUACCCGACCACCUUCACCUACACCCCGCCCGUCACCUCCGCCAUGUCGCUGGGCAGCGCCCACUACCAUACCUACCUUCCCCCUCCGUACCCGGGCUCCACCCAGAGCCAGAGCGGACCCUUCCAGACCAGCAGCACGCCCUAUCUUUACUAUGGCGCUUCGUCCGGCUCGUACCAGUUCUCCAUGGUUCCCGGCGGGGAUCGUUCGCCCUCCCGGAUGAUCCCGCCUUGCACUAGCGCCUCCACGGGCACCUCCCUGGUGAACCCCAACCUGCCCAGCCAGUCGGAGGGAGGGGUGGACGGCGAAGGGAGCCACAGUAACUCCCCGACUGUUCUCAACCCCGGAGGCCGCAUGGAUGAAGCCGUCUGGAGGCCAUAUUGA
This is a messenger RNA of Cottoperca gobio, 1404 nucleotides long. RefSeq names its product RUNX family transcription factor 2b (gene runx2b). The record is from RefSeq and is a predicted model, not a curated record. Bases 16 to 1404 code for a protein of 462 amino acids. The transcript has 7 exons. Gene Ontology annotation, cellular component: nucleus. Gene Ontology annotation, biological process: chondrocyte differentiation; ossification; regulation of cell differentiation. NCBI's taxonomy places the organism in Eukaryota, Metazoa, Chordata, Actinopteri, Perciformes, Bovichtidae. Gene Ontology annotation, molecular function: RNA polymerase II cis-regulatory region sequence-specific DNA binding; ATP binding; DNA-binding transcription factor activity, RNA polymerase II-specific.